Messenger RNA from Elaeis guineensis (African oil palm), 1506 nucleotides. Its product is annotated as glucan endo-1,3-beta-glucosidase 8-like. Gene Ontology annotation, biological process: carbohydrate metabolic process. NCBI's taxonomy places the organism in Eukaryota, Viridiplantae, Streptophyta, Magnoliopsida, Arecales, Arecaceae. Gene Ontology annotation, molecular function: hydrolase activity, hydrolyzing O-glycosyl compounds. The record is from RefSeq and is a predicted model, not a curated record.
GCUCGGUGCACUGCUCGCAACCUGACCUGAGUUCAGAAGCCCCCAACCAUGUUUCAGGCUGGGAUUGUGGCGUGGGCAACCUGCAUUGCCGAGAUCUUGGCUGCGGCAGUGGCAGCGACGGCGGUGAUCGAUGGCAUUGGUGUAAACUGGGGGACCCUGAUGUCACACCCGAUGGACCCGGCCAUGGUGGUUCAGAUGCUCAAGGGUAACAGGAUCAACCAGGUGAAGCUGUUCGAUGCCGACCCUUGGAUUGUGAAUGCCUUGGCCGGGACCGGGAUCGAGGUCAUGCUCGCUAUUCCGAAUGACCACUUGGGUGAUAUGGGCAGCAACUAUGAGAACGCCAAGGAGUGGGUCAAGCAGAAUGUCAUCAAGUAUGAUCACAAGGAUGGUGUCCAUAUUAAGUAUGUAGCCGUCGGCAACGAGCCCUUCCUCAAGAGUUACAAAGGCUCCUUCACGAGCACCACCUUCCCGGCACUCAAGAACAUCCAGAAAGCCCUCGACGAGGCCGGCGUCGGCAACCGGAUCAAGGCAACCAUCCCCCAAAAUGCCGACAUCUACUCCUCCCCUGUCAACAACUCCGUGCCCUCCGCCGGGAACUUCCGCAAAGACAUCCGCGCCCUCAUGACCAAAAUCGUCCGCUACCUCCACUCCAAAGGCUCCCCCUUCGUCGUCAACAUCUACCCCUACCUCAGCCUCUACCAGGACCCCAACUUCCCCGUCGACUUCGCCUUCUUCGACGGCAAGAGCCAACCGGUCGUCGAUGAAGGCCUCCAUAAUUACACCAACGUCUUCGACGCCAACUAUGACACCCUCGUCUGGUCCCUGAGGAAGGCCGGCGUGCCCAACAUGAAGAUAAUUGUCGGGGAGGUUGGCUGGCCGACCGACGGUGACGAGAAUGCGAACACGAAGCUCGCCAAGAGGUUCUACGAUGGAUUCUUGAAGAAGAUGGCCGGACAAGUCGGCACGCCGCUGAGGCCUGGAAAAAUGGAGGUCUACCUCUUCGGGUUGAUCGACGAGGACAUGAAGAGCGUCGUGCCAGGGAACUUCGAGCGGCACUGGGGAAUCUUUACGUACGACGGAAGGCCCAAGUUCGCGACGGACUUCACCGGGAAGGUGACGGAGAGGUAUCUGAUCGGAGCGACCGGAGUGCAGUAUCUGGCGGAGCGAUGGUGCGUCUUGGAUGAGAAGGCGGCGAAGAAGAAGUUAAAGCUGAUACCAUCGAGCGUGAAUUAUGCGUGUUCGACCGGCGACUGCACGCCGUUGGGUUACGGCUCGUCGUGCGAGGGGCUGAGCCUGUGGGGGAACAUAUCGUACGCGUUCAAUGCCUACUUCCAGACGAUGGACCAGGACGUGAGGGCUUGUGAUUUCCAAGGGCUGGGGAAGAUUACGACGGCGAAUCUAUCUCAGGGGCGCUGUCUGUUCCCCGUACAGAUCGUCAGUGCCGGAGAGAGGGCGGUGACCGUAAGUUUAGUGGUGGUGGCGGUGGCUGCUACGAUGCUUCUGUGA